UCUUUCUUCACCAACCAAACAUUUAUUGUUCAUAAUUUUCUUACAAUUAAAGAAGAUAUAUCGAUGGAUUAUUCGAUGGGUAAAGAAAGGUACUUGAGAAUUAUGCAUGCAUUGACGCUGUUGCUUCUACUUAGCUCUACAACAUGCAUAGCUUCUAAACUGUCUUCAUCAACAUUCUACGAUCGCACCUGUCCCAAAGCUCUCUCCACCAUCCGAUCUUCCAUCGGCCGAGCUGUUUCGCGUGAGCGUCGCAUGGCAGCUUCUCUCAUCCGCCUUCACUUUCAUGACUGCUUUGUUCAUGGUUGUGAUGCAUCCAUUUUACUGAAUGACUCGGACUCCAUUACAAGUGAGCAAAACGCACUUCAGAAUAAGGACUCUGCGAGAGGUUUUAAUGUCAUAGAAGAUGCUAAGUCUGCAGUGGAGAAGAUUUGCCCAGGAGUUGUUUCCUGUGCGGAUAUACUUGCCGUGGCAGCAAGAGAUGCAACUGUUGCUGUGAGUGGUCCAUCAUGGGAUGUGAAGCUCGGAAGAAGAGACUCUAUCACAGCAAGCAAAUCUCAAGCUGAGAAAGAUCUUCCUCUUUUCACAGCAAGCCUUAAAGAGUUGAUUGAUUUAUUUGAAAGCAAAGAUCUUAGUGCCAGAGACAUGGUUGCUCUAUCAGGUUCGCAUACGAUUGGACAAGCCCAGUGCGGGUUAUUUCGUUCAAGGAUAUACAACAGCAAGAGUGAUAUUGAUGCUAACUUUGCUAGAACUCGCCAACGCCGUUGUCCUGCCACUAGCUCACCUCAAGCUGAUGCCAUGCUGGCAGCACUUGAUUUGGUGACACCCAAUUCCUUUGACAGCAAUUACUUCAAGAACUUGAUUCAGAAGAAAGGCCUUCUUGAGUCAGACCAAGUCCUCUUCAGUGGUGGAUCCACUGAUGCCAUUGUCACUGAGUACAGCAAGAACCCUAAAACUUUUAGGACUGAUUUUGCAUCUGCCAUGAUCAAAAUGGGUGAUAUUCAGCCUCUCACUGGUUCAGCUGGACAAAUAAGGAGGAUUUGCUCUCUUGUCAACUAAAACAAUACACACACAUUUUUAUAUGUAUAUGCUUCAUAAAAUUGUCUAUUAUUUUUCUUUACCCUAAAAUUAUUACAUUCAUUUCAAAUAUAUACUACUUGCCCUUUCCACGGCUACUCAAUUGUAAUAAACAAAUUUUUCAUAAUUUCUUGUAACACAAAUUUGAAAUAAUAAUUAUUUGUGACCA
Messenger RNA from Humulus lupulus (European hop), 1243 nucleotides. Its product is annotated as peroxidase 4-like. The coding region runs from base 64 to 1056 and encodes 330 amino acids. Gene Ontology annotation, biological process: response to oxidative stress; hydrogen peroxide catabolic process. NCBI's taxonomy places the organism in Eukaryota, Viridiplantae, Streptophyta, Magnoliopsida, Rosales, Cannabaceae. The transcript is spliced from 4 exons. The record is from RefSeq and is a predicted model, not a curated record. Gene Ontology annotation, molecular function: heme binding; peroxidase activity.